Messenger RNA from Acipenser ruthenus (sterlet), 4382 nucleotides. Its product is annotated as potassium voltage-gated channel subfamily H member 1-like. Bases 91 to 3003 code for a protein of 970 amino acids. Lineage: Eukaryota; Metazoa; Chordata; Actinopteri; Acipenseriformes; Acipenseridae. The record is from RefSeq and is a predicted model, not a curated record. Gene Ontology annotation, molecular function: delayed rectifier potassium channel activity. The transcript has 12 exons. Gene Ontology annotation, cellular component: membrane. Gene Ontology annotation, biological process: regulation of membrane potential; potassium ion transmembrane transport.
ACAGACGUGGAAGACAGACCAGUGGAUUGUAAUUAGCACCCCAAAACCCUGAACCGUGUCCAUACACACCGGACUGAAUGACGAGACAGGAUGGCUGGGGGAAGGAGAGGACUCGUGGCCCCUCAAAACACUUUCCUGGAAAAUAUUGUUAGAAGGUCUAAUGUUUGGACAUUAUCACAUAGACAGACAGACACCAAUUUUGUAUUGGGUAAUGCCCAGAUUGUAGACUGGCCCAUUGUGUACAGCAAUGAUGGAUUCUGCAAACUCUCAGGAUACCAUCGGGCCGAGGUUAUGCAAAAGAGCAGCACUUGCAGCUUUAUGUAUGGUGAGCUCACGGACAAGGAAACGAGUGAAAAAGUCCGGCAAACCUUUGAAAACUAUGAGAUGAACUCAUUCGAAAUACUUAUGUAUAAGAAAAACAGGAUGCCUGUAUGGUUCUUUGUCAAAAUUGCCCCAAUUCGAAAUGAACAGGACAAAGUGGUAUUAUGUCUGUGCACCUUCAGUGACAUCACAGCUUUUAAGCAGCCAAUUGAAGAUGAUUCAUCCAAAGGCUGGGGUAAAUUUGCUCGUCUGACGAGAGCUCUAACGAGCAGUCGAGGAGUACUGCAGCAGCUCACUCCAACCGUGCACAAAGGAGAGAAUGUUCACAAGCACUCCAGACUAGCCGAGGUGUUGCAACUUGGCUCUGAGAUUCUUCCACAGUACAAGCAAGAAACACCAAAGACUCCCCCUCAUAUCAUUCUUCAUUACUGCGCCUUUAAGACCACCUGGGACUGGGUCAUCCUUAUUUUAACCUUCUACACUGCUAUCAUGGUCCCUUACAACGUUUCUUUUAAAACCAAGCAGAACAAUGUCACGUGGCUGGUUGUCGACAGCAUUGUGGAUGUAAUAUUCCUGGUGGACAUCGUGCUCAAUUUCCACACCACAUUUGUCGGACCAGCAGGGGAGGUUAUUUCAGACCCAAAGCUUAUCCGCAUGAAUUACCUGAAGACGUGGUUUGUGAUAGACCUGCUUUCCUGCUUGCCCUACGAUGUCAUCAACGCCUUUGAAAACGUGGACGAGGGAAUCAGUAGCCUCUUCAGCUCCCUAAAGGUUGUCAGGCUCCUGCGAUUGGGCCGAGUGGCUCGCAAGUUGGAUCACUAUAUUGAAUAUGGAGCUGCAGUUUUGGUGCUGCUGGUGUGUGUGUUCGGACUGGCUGCUCAUUGGCUGGCCUGUAUCUGGUACAGCAUUGGGGACUACGAGGUCAUCAAUGAGGAAACCAAUUCACUACGGACUGAAAGUUGGCUUUAUAUGCUGGGAGAGUCUAUUGGGAUGCCAUAUAGAUUUAACAUAUCGGGGAGUGGAAAAUGGGAAGGUGGACCAAACAAAGACUCAGUAUACAUCUCUUCAUUGUAUUUUACAAUGACCAGCCUCACUAGUAUUGGAUUUGGAAACAUCGCCCCAACCACCGAUGGAGAGAAAAUCUUUGCAGUGGCCAUGAUGAUGAUUGGGUCUCUCCUGUAUGCAACCAUCUUUGGUAACGUGACCACAAUCUUCCAGCAAAUGUAUGCCAACACCAACAGGUACCACGAGAUGCUGAACAGCGUGCGUGACUUCCUGAAACUCUACCAGGUCCCCAAAGGUCUGAGCGAGCGAGUCAUGGACUACAUUGCCUCCACCUGGUCCAUGUCCAGAGGCAUAGAUACUGAAAAGGUAUCGCAAACUGUUUUACAGAUCUGCCCAAAGGACAUGAGAGCGGACAUCUGUGUGCACCUGAACCGCAAAGUCUUUAAAGAACACCCGGCUUUCAGACUGGCAAGUGACGGCUGCUUACGAGCUUUGGCCAUGGAGUUCCAGACCAUCCAUUGUGCCCCUGGGGACCUGAUUUACCAUGCAGGCGAAAGUGUAGACAGCCUCUGCUUUGUGGUAUCGGGGUCCUUGGAAGUAAUACAAGAUGAUGAAGUUGUAGCCAUUUUGGGAAAGGGAGACGUGUUUGGGGAUGUAUUCUGGAAGGAAGUCACCUUGGCGCAGGCCUGUGCCAACGUCAGAGCCCUCACAUACUGCGACCUGCACGUCAUUAAACGGGAUGCCUUACAAAAAGUUCUUGAGUUCUAUACAGCCUUCUCCAACCAUUUCUCCAGAAACCUGCUGCUUACCUACAACCUGAGAAAAAGGAUUGUGUUCCGGAAAAUUAGCGAUGUGAAGCGUGAGGAAGAAGAUCGACUGAGGAGGAAGAAUGAAGCCCCGCUGAACCUCCCGCUGGACCACCCUGUGCGGCGGCUCUUUCAGAGGUUCAGACAACAGAAGGAGGCCCGGCUGGCUGCUGAACGAGUCAAGGACCAGGAUGAGCCUGACGUGGAAAAGGGGUCAGUCCAGGUGGAGCACACACGGCAGGACAUGAUUGCCACCACCAGCAUCGUCACGGUUACAGAGAGUCCCGCCACCCCGGUCCCUUCAGUAUCGGUUAAUGCGUCCACUUCAAGAGAGUCUGACCGGGCAAAACUGCAAGCCCCCACAGUGUCAAACUAUGCAGGCAGCAAAUCAGCUGAGAGCACCAAAGGAAAAGGCUGGAACAGAUUCAAAGACCCUGUCGGGAAAGCAGACAACUGGAACAAAGUCUCAAAAGCAGAAUCCAUGGAGACGCUACCAGAAAGAACUAAGGUUCCCGAGGAGACUUCCUUAAAGAAAACUGAUUCCUGUGACAGCGGCAUUACAAAAAGUGACUUGCGGUUGGACAACGUCGGAGAGGUUCGGAGCCCCCAAGACCGAAGUCCUGUUCAGGUGGAUGCUAAACACACGUUUUUACCGAUUCCUGAGCAAACCAUUCAGGCUUCAAUCUCAGAGCUAAAGCAUGAACUGAAGGAGGACAUCAAAGCCCUAAACAACAGGAUGGCCUCCUUAGAAAACCAACUUGCUGAAAUUCUUAGAAUACUAAAAUCUAGGAAAUCACUAAAUUCACCCCAGCAUCUGUUUGAAAUAUCAAGACCAGGAUCCCCCGAAUCAGACAAGGAUGACAUUUUUUAAUGAUUUGUACAUGGUUUGGUAAUUGGACUUCAAUGUAUGCCUUGGAAGAGGUGCAUGGACUAUGUAAUAAAACCACAUUUUACAAUGGGUAUUUCUAAUAGUACAGGGAACAAAAAGUUAAUAUAGCUUCUCUAAGGUUUAUUUAAAUAUUGUAUGAGAAAAGACUAAAGCCAUUGAAUCAAACAAUUUAUUAGUAACAAUGGUGAACUGGGCACAGAGCUGUUUUUGCUUCUGGUACUGUAUGGUAGACAGCAUAUGCUGUAGUAGUUGUUUAUUAUUGCGUCUGGAAUUAUAUGAGAGUACAGUAUAAUGUAUUUCUGUUUGAUUUCCUGUGUACUUUUGCUGUAUAUCUGAGAUCUAACAGGUCUUUUUUUGUAGUUUAAAAAUGCAAGAGAGCAGAAUUAUAUAUUUAUUAACUAGACUCUAUUUCUAACAGAUAACCCAUUUAGAAUCAUUUCAAUUAAAAAAUAGCCCCAUUUGCUUUACUUUAGAUCAAAACAUCUAGAAAAUAAGAUCAUGUUUCACUCCUUUUUGGAUAAACAGGGAUGUCAUCCACAUUUUUUUUAUUUGAUGGCAACAAAAACAAUAAAUGAAAUGAACAAGUGCUCAAGACCAUAAUACUGAGUAUGGUCUAAUGAUCCUGCAUGGAUCAAGGUAGAUACGUGUUUCAUAGUUCACGUUCUAUUCACCAGGGGCCCGUUCCAUAAAAGUCCUUCGGUUGAAAGGACACAGAGGUACGACUUUAUACAGUACGUUUUAUAAAGCACUUAUAAAUCACUCUUUAGCGGUCUGUGCUAAAAAAAAUCAGUAACUCGGUAAUCCACCAGUGACCGAUUUUUCAGCGAACACAUUUUUCCAAAGAAGAAAUUGACACAAUUAUAGAAUUGGUUGGCCAAAACAAAUCUGUUCCAUUUGGCAAGUUGUUUGGAAGUUUAACUAUCAAAGACAAGAAAAAACAAACAAACUGGCAGAUAAUCACGGAUGUAGUAAAUGCUUUAAGGGUGUAGAGAACAGUAUCUGAAAUAAGAAAAAAAAUGGAGAGAUCUAGCAAGUACGGAAUUUAAAUAAGGGAAAAGAAGGGAGAUGAAAAAUACCUCAAAUGAGGAGGAAAGAUUGUCUAAAUAUAACUGGUGAAGUAGCUGUUGCGGUAUUGAGAGCAAAAAAAGAAAAAAAAGAAAAGCAGAUAGCUCUUCCUGCUGCCUUUAACCCAAAGUGUCUUUUGUUAUCCAUCUAAGUAAACAAUAAUGAAAAUAGAUAGUUAUGUUACACACUUGUUAAUAAACUGCACUAUUAUUAUUAUUAUUAUUAUUAUUAUUAUUAUUAUUAUUAUUAUUAUUAUUAUUAUUAUUAUUAUUAUUAUUAUUAUUUUAUUAUUAUCU